GAGGAGGAGAAGGAGGAGGAGGGGCGGCGGACAGGAACGCCUCCUAAGGGAGCAGGAGCCCCGGGAGGGGGUGGGGGGUGGUGGUGCCCGGGGCCCGGGAGGGAGCGCCUUGCCAGGGUGCCAGGGUGCCAGGGUUGUCCCCGGUGCCUGUCGGGGUCAGGCCGAGUCCGGGAGCCAUGGGGAACAUCUCCUCCAACAUCUCCGCCUUCCAGUCCUUGCACAUCGUCAUGCUGGGCCUGGACUCCGCCGGGAAGACCACCGUGCUCUACCGGCUCAAGUUCAACGAGUUCGUCAACACGGUGCCCACCAUCGGCUUCAACACGGAGAAGAUCAAGCUGAGCAACGGCACGGCCAAGGGCAUCAGCUGCCACUUCUGGGACGUGGGCGGCCAGGAGAAGCUGCGGCCGCUCUGGAAGUCCUACAGCCGCUGCACCGACGGCAUCAUCUACGUGGUGGACUCGGUCGACGUCGACCGGCUGGAGGAGGCCAAGACGGAGCUGCACAAGGUGACCAAGUUCGCCGAGAACCAGGGCACCCCGCUGCUGGUCAUCGCCAACAAGCAGGACCUGCCCAAGUCCCUGCCGGUGGCCGAGAUCGAGAAGCAGCUGGCCCUGCACGAGCUCAUCCCGGCCACCACCUACCACGUCCAGCCGGCCUGCGCCAUCAUCGGCGAGGGCCUGACCGAGGGCAUGGACAAACUCUACGAGAUGAUCCUCAAGCGCAGGAAAUCCCUCAAGCAGAAAAAGAAACGGUAAAGGGGGUGCCCGGCGGCCAGGACGGCCCCCCGGGCAGAACCCGUGGACUCAGACAGACAACCAAAGCCAUCCGGCGGAGUUUUCCCAGCAGAAAGGACCGGUGAACUUUGACCCGCGGCCCCUUUCCUAUCCCCCUCCCACCCACCCCACCGUCCCCGCCUUCGGCUCCCUUUUUGCUGGUCCACCCCCAAGGGGACGAUGGAUACGGACCGUCCGUCCCCUGGUCUCCUCUGGUCGGGGAGGGGGAGGGGGCUUUUGUUUGAGCUCCUCCAGUUCGAGGUGAGUGACCGGAAGGGGGUCGGGGGAGGGGAGGAUGGAUGCCCGGGGAUGUCACUCUGCCUGACCUUCGGGGUGGACCGACCGGCCAUCUGUAAUAGUCCUCUCCCCGGCUGAACGCUUACUGAUCAAAGAUUGUGGAGGAAAGCAACCGUUUCUUGGCUCUCUAGCAGGACUAGAAGGCCCGGAGACCCUCAUCCUCCCCCCCCCCCCCCCCCCCCCCCCCAGGAGGGUCCUGGGUCCACAUCCCUAGGAUCCUGGACUCACAUCCCUAGGACCCUGGACUCACAUCACUAGGACCCUGGACUCACAUCACUAGGACCCUGGACUCACAUCCCCGGGACCCUGGACUCACAUCCCCAGGUUCCUGGACUCACUUCCCUAGGAUCCUGGACCCACAUCCCUAGGAUCCUGGACUCACAUCCCUAGGACGUUUAAGGUGAGAGGGAUCUGAUGGCGGGGAGGGGAGGCCUUCAGCCGCCUCUCAAACCUCGGGACCGAGAGGACAGAAAUGUUGGAUGGGACAGGGCAGGCCCCUGUUUGAACCGCCCCGGAAUGUGCGCUCUGACCCCGAUGGAGGCGAGGGGUUGCUGGUGGGAGACGACUGAGUCGCCGCCUUUUGGGAGCACUGGAUUGGCCGGCUACUGGCGAGGCUGGCAAACUGCUGUAGCAAAAGCCCAUGUCUUAUUGCUUAAGGGUGGACACGGGAGGCUGCUUUGGGUGAGAACUUCUUUUCAGCCUUGGUUUAGGCAUCUUCCAGAUGGUUUGGAUUCAGUCCACGUAGAGGCCGUUAUCACACCGACAAAAAAAAAAGACCAAUAAAAAAUUAAAAUUAUAAAAAAAAACACAGUUGGGGCGGUGGCAAAUGAUACAUUUACUGCUUGCAGAAAGCUUAAGGGUGUUAAAGGGCAAGGCUCUGCCUUUAAUCGGGGAGGGAGGAGGAGGAAGGAAGAACCGUGAAAACCCCUCUGCACAAUAUAAUCAGCAUAAAUGCAUAGAUCCAUAUGGAAUUUAAAGUUAUCUUAGCCAAUUGGUUAGUUUGUAAGCAAGCACCAGCUGCUGGUGUGUGCUGAAUUUUAAAAUGUUUAUCUGCAAAGGGUUUUUUUUUUGUCAUAUGAACUGUGUGAUGAAGGGUUUUCAAACGUCUUUGUUUUCAAGUAUUUUCCUUAAUUGAAGAACAUUCGAUUUAGAAAUCUUUUAUUAUGUCCCUUGAUAUCACUUUACCCCGCAAAUGGGAACAUUCUAAUUCGGCUGAUCCAAUUAAGUAUUCCAUACAAAUGUACUAUUUAUUACUUGAUGUUGUCCACCAAAAAACCCACCUUGCUGCCUGGAUUAAAAAAAAAAGCAAGGGAAGAAGCACAAAGAGUUAAAUUCGUGUGAAUUAAACUCCUUUAUGUACGGGGACUGUGAAUUCAGCCAGUACCUUAGCCAAAUGCAAACAACAAUGAGAUUCCAUUAGUGCUGGAGAUAAGGGAGCCCUGCAGUGGAAGGAUGACAUCAUCUCUGCUCUUGCAUUUAGCAGUUUACCUGAAAGCAGCGGCGUUGGGCGAGAGAUCAACUGAAUUUAAAAAAAAAGUAUUUUUAAUAAUGCGUUUUUUAAAGAAAUCGUUUAUAGUCAGGCCGGCCAUCCUGGUAGCAGAUAAUGUUGACCCCCGUUAACCUUCAGUAUUUAUCCAAAGGAGAAAACUCAGACUUUUUUUUGGUUUGUUUUGUUUUAUUGUCCUUUAAUCCUUUUACAGAUUUCAUCAGGGAGAACUGGGAAAUGGGCACUGUCAAAUUUGCGCAUGUGAGUUACCCAAAUUGUAAACCUGUGUCUUGAGCCCCAUUGUUCUUAAUUUCACUUUAAGAACUCCGAGAGACAUUCCCUGCUCCCCAUUUCAAGUUCAGUUUGGGAAAGAAACCUAACUGAUCCUCCUUUAUCUCCUUGUAGUAGGAAACUCGGUACCUUCCCAAUCCUGUUCUUUGGGGAAGAAAUCUGCUGGAGACAGUAUCAAAGUCAAGCAGUAUUUAUAGGCCUCCAAAAUUCCGGUUUACACAGAAACAAUUUAGUUCACAAAUUUCUGAAUGGGCUGGACCCAUUAUGGAAACUGUACAGUUUUUUUUAAUUUUUACCUUUUAUUUUCUUCACAUGCAACACUUUCUUAAGCACUUUGACAUUUGGUAGCUCCACACUAUUGAGAGAAAUAAUAUAUUGAUUUUGUGAUUUGCAGAAACCAAAUAUAAGCUUUUGAGGUAAAGCGUGUUGAGGCGUUCAAAGUAACAUUAAGAAAUUCUGCCUUAGCCCCCAAGCCAACAAAUCACUUGGAUUUUUAAUAUAUUAUACUACCGAGGUUUAAUGGGUAAUCAUGCCAUCAGCUAGUUCUUGGGCAGUACAUCAAAGCACUUUCAUUUCCCCACCAUUACACCUGCAGUUUUCUGUAAUGUUUUGGGCCACACUGGUGAUUGGCUCUGAGCUCGGUUUUGGCAAACUAUAGGUGGGCAGUGACCUACAAAAUAAGAGUUUACCAAAAUUAUGUCGUCAAACAUGAAUAAAGUAGAGAUUUGUGCUUUUGCCCUUUAUAAGAACUAACAUGGGUUUUUUUACAAGAAUCACUAGCCUGGAGUGUCUGCUCUGUGCAGAGCAUUGUACUCGGCGCUCGGGAGAGCAGAGUUAGUAGGCCCGAUCCGUAUCCUUAAUCUUACAAUCUAGGAGGGGAGACAGAUGCUGCAAAAUUUUCAGAAUGGUUUGGGUUUCCUCAAAAGAAAUUUUGAAACACUCUCCAGGAGAUACCAGGGACAUCGAUUUUGAUUCAGUCCUGCUCAUGAUAGAAUGGUCUAGUUCAGUGUUGGAAUCUAAGAAAAUGCCUUGUUGCCUAGGUUUAUUUUCCAUUAAUUCUGUCAUAAAUUUGUUAUUUUCUUGUCUUUCCUCUUUUUUUUUACAAUGAAAACGUGAUGCUGUGAACGGAAAUAAAUUAUUUAUACAAUCA
This is a messenger RNA of Ornithorhynchus anatinus (platypus), 3997 nucleotides long. It is a transcript of the gene ARL4C, whose product is annotated as ADP ribosylation factor like GTPase 4C. Bases 177 to 755 code for a protein of 192 amino acids. Gene Ontology annotation, biological process: endocytic recycling; intracellular protein transport. The record is from RefSeq and is a predicted model, not a curated record. Lineage: Eukaryota; Metazoa; Chordata; Mammalia; Monotremata; Ornithorhynchidae. The transcript has a single exon. Gene Ontology annotation, molecular function: GTPase activity; GTP binding. Gene Ontology annotation, cellular component: cytoplasm.